GGCAAGCGAGGCAAGAUGGCUGCAUCGGCUUGGCUGCGUGGCCCAUCUGCGAUGCGACUAACCGAGGGUUUGGUGUCGGUUCUGAAAGAACAGCGUCCGGAGUAUUUACCUGCUCUGUUGGCCAACUACAGGGAGCAUGGCGUGUUUCAGACACAGGGCGCGAGCGCCGUCGGAGGUCUCGUGGGUUUCAGCAAUGCCAAACUGGGCUCGAGCAAGACCAGGUUUGAGGGGCUCUGCCUGCUCUCCAUGCUGGUUAAGGACAGCUCCAGUGAUCUGUUCCAGCAACACUGCGUUUCCUGGCUGCGCUCUCUACAGCAGGUCAUACAGUCUCAGGCUCCAGUUCAGACCAUCCAGCUGGCAGUGAACAUUCUGAAGGACCUGCUUCAGUACUCGUCCCAGCUGCCAGAGCUGGCCAGGGAGGUUGGCCUCAACUCCAUCCUGGGCAUCCUUACGUCUCUGCUGGGCCUUAAGACAGAGUGUGAGCUGGCGGCCAUGGAGGGGAUGACUGCCUGUAUGACCUACUACCCCAGAGCCUGUGGAUCCCUCAGAGACAAACUGGGAGCUUAUUUUCUCUCAAAAAUGGACAGUGCAAACAAGAAAACACAAGAGACGGCAUGUAUGUGCUACGGCCGCCUGCCCUGUCUGGGGGGCCUGUUGGACAGAGGGGUGGGUGCUGGUAGAGCUGAGGGCUGGACCAAUCAGAUUCACUGCCUUCUGGCUUCAGCCAAUGGCCUGCUGGCUCAGAUCUACCAGGGUUCAGAAACAGAUGGAACGGUGCAAUAUGAAGGUCCAGGGGUGGAACUGGCCUUUCCUCAUCUCGACCAAUCGGAUCCCCUGCUCCUGCUGCAGCUCCAGCACAGAUACACAGCUGUCUGUCUGGCACUCAAACACACACUCAGGGUGGAUCCAGCCUCAGCUGUACGUCUGCCUGUCAGACCAAUCCUCAACCUGGUGUGCCGAGUCCUCGCUGUCAGCUCCAAGAGCAUAAAUUUAACAGGGGAUGGAAGUGUGAGGUUGUUGGUCUUGCCCAUCGUACACACCAACACACUGGAGGUCUUAUCAGCUCUUAUCACAGCUGUACGGAGCGGCAUGGUUCAGUACGCUGCUGUGCUCCAGAGGCUGUUCUCUCAAACCCUGUCAGCCUGGACGCCUCUGCCUGAAGCCAGUCUGGGACAGCAGAGAUCCUACAGCUCAGUGCGGGUAUCAGUGUACACAGCCUUGGAGUUGUGGGUCCAGGUGGCCGGAGCCUCUUCUAGCAUCCUUCAGGGAAGCCCUGGCCACUCAGAACUCCUGUUUAGUCACCUGCUCAGUGACAUCACACCAGGGGCGGAGUCUGUCAAGCUCCGGGCGGGUUUGUCAGCAGAUGCAGUUCCUGGAGGGAAGCCGGGCCCGCGGAGAACUAAACAGUUAGUCAUGGCAGACACAGUCGGGCCAUCACUCCAGAGGAAAGGAGACCUUCUGGCUAAUCAAGAUACUUGCCUUUCAGCCCUUAGGGCACUGAGGCAAAUCCUACUGACCAGUGGUACAUUGCUGAAAGAUGAUAUACACAAGCGUCUCCAUGACGUCGUGCUGCCACUGUGUGUGCGUCUGCAGCAGCAACAGUCCAGCAGCAGUACUUCCUGUGAAUCAGCAGGGGGCGUCAGUGGACAGUACAGCAGUGCCCUCUCCCGUAAAGAGCUGUACAGGCUAUUGCUGGCUCUGGUCCUGGUCCCAUCACCCUGUUGGCCACCACCUCUGACCUGUGCUGUGUCCAUCCUCAGCAGCGGACGCAACGACCGCAACCUCAAGGUGUCCACAUUCUGCACUGAGGCUCUGACCAUCUGUAACUCCCUUCUCCACCCCCGCACUCCCUCCAUUGCCCUCCCCUUACCACCCCUCACCCUGAAACCCACCCCCACUGCUCCAGUCCUCCCCUCCGCCCAGGGACCUACUCCUGGACUCACUUUACCAACGCUCCUAGGAGGCCCUCCCCCUGGUCCUCCAUUCCCCACCCGCCACUCCCUCGGCCUUGGACCAACUUCCCUGCUGGGUUCUCUGGAGAACCACCUCUCCCUGGUUCCGGGGCUGCCAGGCCAGGCCCCCACACCGGGAGACAUGAUCCUGUCCCCCCAUGCACACCACCAGCAGGACCCUGCUGGGCUGGGCCUUCCAGAGGGGCAGAGGCCCGUGUUCGUCCGUUAUGACAGAGAGGAAGCGGAGGAUGUGGAGAUCUCUCUGGCCAGUGACUCAGACGACAGUGUAGUCAUCGUUCCCCCGGGGAUGCUUAACAUGGAGAACCAGCAGGAUGAGCCUGCAGUGGCAGCAAACUCUCAGAAUAUGGCCUCCACUGUACCAGGGGGUGCUCCAGUCACACUAUCAGGUGCAGAAUCUGUCACCAUGGUCCCCACCACAGCAACAACAACCACAAUAGACGGCGUCUCACUCCCCAAUGACCUAGCCACCUCCUCCCCUCUACUCACCACCUCCACCACCCCUAUCAACUCCUUCCCUCCUUCCAGCGCCUCAGUUGUCUCCCUGGUUCCACCUUUGAAUUCCACCACACUCCCUGCUCCACCUGGUGGUCUGGGAGACUCAUUGCCUGGCAGACCCCAGCUGCAGCAGAUGCUGAUGCAGCCGUCCACACCAGGCCAGCCGGGUCCUAUGAGUCUACCGCUCCAGAUGCACCAGCUGCAGAAUCAGCUUAGCCAACAGGGACGGCACCUCCACCAGCACCAACCACCGCCCACCAGCAAUGAAGACUCAGCUGUCAUCAACAUCAACAGCACGGAUGAAGAGGAGGAGGAGGAGGAGGAUAUGGAGGAUGAUGAAGAGCUGGAUGAGGAAGAGGAAGAAGGAAUGGAUGAGGAGGACGAGGAGGAGGAAGCUAGCGAUUUUAAUGAGGAGGAGUUUUAUGAUGGGGAAGAGUAUGACGAAUUUGAUGAAGAAGAGGGGGAAGAGCUGGAGGAAGAGGAGGAGGAGGAGGAGGAUGGGGAUAUACCUCCACUGGAGGGAGUGGAGGACAAGGCUGGAGAGGCUGGGAUAGAGGGGGGGAAGGUGCUCAGAGCAGCGGUGGAUGAAGGAGGGAUGGCUGGAUUCAGUGUGGAGGGAGAAGCAGAGGGAGGGAUAGAGGAGAUCCAGACCAACAGGUCGGUGUUCGGAGAGGACAGGAUAAAGGUGCAAAAGGUGGAGAGCAUAGGUGUCCUAGAGGAGGCACGGGAGGGGGAGGGAGAGGAGGACGAAAGCGAAAGGAUGGACGACCCCACCAUGCCACAAAUCCUGUGCGUCACUGGAGGAGCACUGGAGGAGAGGGAGGAGACGGAGGAGGAGGGAGGGGGAGCAGCAGCAGGAGGAGGAGGAGAAGGAGAGGGUGGAGGGCUGCAGGAAGAGGCAAGGUCAUGGGAGCAAGGAGCCAGUGAGACUGAGCUGACAGCUGCUGCUGCAGAAGAAUGCACAACCAAUCAGAAUCAACAGGAGUCAGGAGCUGAACCUGCAAAGGAAGCCAGUGUGAGUGACAACCAGCCAUCCAGUGAUCAAGAGGAGCAGCUAGCAGUUGUUGAGGAGGGAGACUCAUCAACAGCAGCAGCAGCAGCAGCAGCAGCAGCAGCAGCAGCAGCAGAAGAUCCCGAAACCUCAACAGGCCCCAGUACAAAAGAGCAAGAAGAGUCGGACGCUGAGAAAAGAGACGACACACAAGCAGAGCAGCAGGAGACAGAAGGAGGAGGAGGGGGAGAGAGUGAGGGAGAGGAGGGGAAAGGAGUGAAGAGGAAGAGAGAGGAGGAGCAAAGGGAAGAAGAGGCGGGGCAAAGCACUGAGAAGAAAAAGCUGGAUGAUGAAGCCAUGGCCUCCAUGUUGGCUGACUUUGUCGCCUGUCCACCUGAUGAUGAAGAUGGUGCCUCUGGAUCAAACCGCUCAUAAAUAUUUGCCAACCUGGACUGAUACGGUUGAAGUAACCAUGGAUACAGCAGAUACUGUGAGGAUACUGAAUCAUUAGUGACAUUUCCAAGGUUUAGUUACCUCAUACAACAACUCCCUUAUCAUCACACCUUCCACUUCUUCAGUGUUCAGAUCAACAGCUAGAAUGUGGCCUCCAGUUUUCUUUCUUUUAACAAUAUUGCCAACUUCAAGCUACACUGUGUGGGGUGUGGGAACUUUUUACUGUUACUCCCCAGCUUGUAAAAACUUGUCAACAAUUAGAAGCAUGACAUUGUCUCCAGUCCCAAGUGCAGCUGCCUGGCUGGGAGGUGAAAUGUAUUACUCAGAACGCUAGACUUUGUCCUUGUACACAGUACAUAGUAUCCUACAGUCAGUGUUCAAAGUGGUUUUCUUGGAUUCAUAUGUAUCUUUUAUGUUUUGUCAUCACUGUCAAGUGCUUUGUUAUACAAAAGUAAAAAAAAUCAAACGUAAGUUACAUACACUAUGUUUUUUCUUUUUGAUUUAAUCACUAACCAAGAACAAUAAUUCUGGUGUCUAAAGAUUGCCUUGUAGCAAUUCCUCCAAAUUUGGCACAAAUGUCCACCUGGUAUCAACAAUUAACUGAUGAGAUUUUGGUGGUCAGAGGUCAAGGUCACUGUGAACUUGCAUCCAUCUCAUUCUUUUGAAUGCAAUAUCUCAAUGCCUCAAAUUUGGCACAAAUGUCUUCCUGGACUUUACGAUGCACUGAUUAGAAUUUGGUGGUCAAAGGUCAAUGUCACUGUGACCUGGCUCAUCUUAUUCUUGAGAAAGGGAUAUCUCAAGAGGGACUUGAGAGAUUAACUCAAACUUGGUGCAAAUGUCUAAUUAGACUCAACAAUGAAAUGAUUACAUUUUGUUGGUUUUGUCUUUUUGAUGUGGUGUUUGUUUAAUUUUUGUAAACAUGCUAUCUCGCUCCCUCACAUUUGGCACAAACGUCCACUUGGACUAAAUGAUUAACUGAUUAAAAUUUGUAAGUCAGAGGUCAAGGU
Epinephelus moara (kelp grouper) is the source of this 4919-nucleotide messenger RNA. It is a transcript of the gene pelp1, whose product is annotated as proline, glutamate and leucine rich protein 1. Bases 16 to 3894 code for a protein of 1292 amino acids. The record is from RefSeq and is a predicted model, not a curated record. Gene Ontology annotation, cellular component: nucleus. Gene Ontology annotation, biological process: rRNA processing. NCBI's taxonomy places the organism in Eukaryota, Metazoa, Chordata, Actinopteri, Perciformes, Serranidae. The transcript is spliced from 19 exons.